Molecule: messenger RNA, 1308 nt
Organism: Diorhabda carinulata
Lineage: Eukaryota; Metazoa; Arthropoda; Insecta; Coleoptera; Chrysomelidae
Product: leucine-rich repeat-containing protein 15-like
Exons: 2
Coding region: 54-977 (307 amino acids)
Molecular function (GO): protein binding
Source: RefSeq, a predicted model, not a curated record
AAUGCAUAUUAACUUCGUUUUAUUUCAUAAAGACUACUUUUAAAAAAAUCUUGAUGGUGAAUUUGAAAUAUUGUUCGUUAACAAUUAUUUUUUUGAGUUAUUUUAAAUCAAAUUCCUCAAAAUGUAUGAAUGAACCGUACGGUCUUCACUGUGCAAAUCUGAUAAACAGUUCGGAAUUAACGACGUUCGGGCAAAAAAACGAGACACUUACUAACAUCACCACCUCAGUGUUUUUGAGAAACAUAUCAAGCAAUAUUGACAAUAAGGUAUUUACAAAUUUUCCAAUAUUGCAGCAUAUAGAUAUUCAGUUAUCAAGGAUUAAAUUAUUUUCGCCAAAUUUGACAAGUUUACAUUUUUUGUAUAUAAUAAAAAAUGUGGAAUUUCCAAAUAUCGACGAGGAAUUUUUUGAAAAAUGUUGCCGAAAUUUGACAACGCUCAUCAUAAACGAUAACAGAAAUUUAACGGUCGUAAAGGGAGCUUUCAAGAGUGUACCAAAUUUAGAACAUCUAACAAUUACCAAUCAAAACAUCAAAUGUUUAACGAAAGCUUACUUGGAAGGCAUAAAUAAAAUUACUUACCUAAAUUUGGCAGGAAACAAUUUGACGGAAAUAAGCCCGGACAGUUUUGAAGAUUUACAAAACAUGAAUCACUUAAUUUUGAGCAACAACAAAAUUUCUAAUUUCCAAGAAAACACCUUCAAGAACCUCUACAAUCUACAAAAUCUUGAACUAUUGAAUUUAGAUGUUUCUUCACCGGAUAAAAAUGUUUUUAAAAAUCAAAAAGAACUAAGACUUAUUGGAAUACCAACGAAAUGGAUAAAUGAAGGCGUGUCGAUAAACAACUUGACUCGAAUUUUUUCUAAUUUAGAAAAUAUUGGUAUUCGAACUGCAGAUAAGAACCAAAAAGAUGUAGAGAAGUUCAUAGAAUCUUGUAAAUAUACAGGAUUCACGAUUAAUUUCUUAGAGGAAGUUUUUUAACAUACUUUCAAACAAAUAGUGCUAUUUAUUAAGAAUCUUGAAAAAAAUAAGAAAUUGUUUAAAUAUACAAUUACACAGUAAAAUAUCUGACAAUUCUUUGCAAACAAAUAGUGCUAUUUAUUAAGAAUCUUGAAAAAAAUAAGAAAUUGUUUAAAUAUAUAAUUACACAGAAAAAUAUCUGACAAUUCUUUGCAAACUUCAAACUUUUGAGGUCAUUUUCAAAUAGAUAUAUGGAAAACCUUAACCGUCACACUCAAUAUUGUGCUUUUUCUUUAAAUCAAAUGAUGAUCUUAGUACGCUGUUUACCAAUAUAUUAAAUAGUCUACCAGUC